GCUUUAGCCAUGGCUAUAAGCAAGUAUUUAAACGUCAAGGUGACUAACAACAACAACGAAGUCUUCUUCAAAAUUAAGCGUAGCACUAAGCUAGAGAAGCUUAUAACAGCCUUCUACGAGCGGCAAGGCAAGACGCUUCUGUCAGUCAAGUUCUCCUUUAAGGGCUAG
Messenger RNA from Thermothielavioides terrestris NRRL 8126, 168 nucleotides. RefSeq lists its product as uncharacterized. The annotation marks the transcript as partial. The record is from RefSeq and is a predicted model, not a curated record. NCBI's taxonomy places the organism in Eukaryota, Fungi, Ascomycota, Sordariomycetes, Sordariales, Chaetomiaceae. The transcript has a single exon.